Molecule: messenger RNA, 864 nt
Organism: Dracunculus medinensis (Guinea worm)
Lineage: Eukaryota; Metazoa; Nematoda; Chromadorea; Rhabditida; Dracunculidae
Source: the annotation of a GenBank genome assembly
AUGGUUAUUUCGGAAGAAUAUGCUGAUUUUAUUUGUGGCUGUGGUGCUGGCUGUUUAGAAACUAUUUUAUUAUAUCCGCAAAGUAAACUCAUUUUUAGGCAGCAACUUCAUGGUGUUUUUGCUAGAGAAGCGAUAAGACAGCUAAGGAACGAAGGGUUUGCAAGAUUAUACAGAGGGUUACUACCACCUCUUAUAAUGAGAGCGACUUCCCGAUCCUUAAUGUUUGGAAUAUUUGGGAAUUUAGAAGGAUAUUUCGAAUGCAAGAAAUACUCGUCGAGGGCUACAUUUACUGCUUGUUAUUCAUCGGCUGCCAUUCUCGCUGGUUCAGCUGAAGCAAUUUUGUGUCCAUUAGAACGUGUGCAAGUACUUUUGCAGUCUGCUCAUUAUCAUGAACGUUUUUAUAAUACGGGUCAUGCAUUAAAAGAAGUUUCUAAGCUAGGUCUUCGUGAACUAUAUAGAGGAUUAUCUGUUGUUUUAAUUAGGAACGGAUUUGGUAAUGCGCUUUUUUUUAAUCUUCGUGAACCGAUAAGAAAUGCUGUUUUAUCGCUUGAUGAAAAAUUUGUCUGCAAACAUGAAAGGAUCCCCAUGUCAUUCAUAAGAUUUUUUGCUGAUUUUGUCUCAGGUGCCGUACUUGGUUCUUCAAUUUCAACCCUUCUUUUUCCGCUCAAUGUGGUGAAGCAGCGAAUGCAAAGUACGCUUAAUACGCCAUUGCUCUCAGCACGUACCAUUUUUAAAAUUGUUUGGAGAGAGCGAAAUGGCUCAAUCAGAGGUCUUUUUCGAGGAGUUCAUUUAAAUUAUACAAGGUCUUUAAUUACAUGGGGCAUCGCUAAUUCAGUUUACGAAUUUUUGCGGCGUUGGUUCUAG